Drosophila obscura is the source of this 1653-nucleotide messenger RNA. RefSeq names its product vicilin-like seed storage protein At2g18540. Lineage: Eukaryota; Metazoa; Arthropoda; Insecta; Diptera; Drosophilidae. Bases 376 to 1311 code for a protein of 311 amino acids. The transcript has 2 exons. The record is from RefSeq and is a predicted model, not a curated record.
AAAAUCAGAUCUAGCAUAAACCGAAAAUAAAAAAAAAUUCAUUCGUAAAAAAUCGUUCUUGCUCACUGGACUAAAAGUAAAACUAUACUUUGUUUUUUUGUUUUGUUUUAAAAACGGUUAAUUCUUGUUUGUCAAUUGGCGGAGCUGCAACACUGUGUACAUCUAGGGUUGGGCAACGGCAAAGUGUUGGGCAACCCUUGCCGUUCUGGUGCAGUGCUGGGCAACCGUUACGAGGAUGAAAGCGAGAAUGUAGUAGUCCGUGAGUCAGACAUCGAUUUGGUGCCUUUCAUUCGGUGCACAAAUUAUAUUUUUGGCAGUCACACAUUUUGCUGAAAACCAAAAAAAAAAAAGGCUAACGUAAGAAAAGAAGAAGGGAUGUCCCGACAAUUGAUGGCCACCACGGCCACCCGGUUCCACAGAGGAAUGCCCGGCAGCGGAAAGCUGUGGUUCAACACAACCCGGUUUCUGUACACCGGUAAGCACACGCUAUCCAAGGGGCCGCCACCGCCGAAGGGGCCACCACCAAAGGCGAGCAAGCCGAGCAAGCCGAGCACGGCUCCCAAGUGCAAGCCGGUUCCUCCUCCGAAGCCGAAGCCGGGAUACUUCCCCAGCGGCGGGAUGCACGCCGUCUUCAGCGAUUUGCCGAUGCCCCAGGGCGACUUUAUGCAGGCGUGGUCCGCGAAGAACUCCAAGUAUAACAUGUUCAUGCUCAGCGGACUGUUGGCAUUGGUCGGGAGCAUAUACCUGUCGUACAUGACGCUGGAAAUGUAUGCCAGCGUGCCCGAUUAUCCCUACACCGAGGAGGAGAAGGAGGAGUUUGAGAUCGAGGCGGAGCGCCGCCAGGAGGAGAAGGAGGCGCGCGAGCAGCGUCACCAGGACGCAGUGGAGGCCGCCGAGAUCGCUCGUCGCGCUCGCUUGGCCAAGGAGGCCAUGGUCCGCGAGUCGGAGCUGAUGAACAAGGACAUGGAGGGCGGUCUUGACGCUAAGGAAGCUGCGGAGCUGCAGAAGCUAGCCACCGAGCGCGAAGAGUAUGCGGAGUGGGAGAAGGAAGAGGCGAAGCGCCGCGAGGAGAAGGCCAAGGAGCGCAAAGAGGUCGAGAAGGAGAAGGCCAAGGUUAAGGCCGAGCGCGACAAGGAGCGCGAGAAGAAGCGCAAGGAGCGGGAGAAGGUGCAGGAGAAGGAGGAGGCAGAGCGCGAGAAGGCUCGCGAAAAGGCACGCAAGGAGCGCGAGAAGUCCCGCAAGGAGGAGGAGAAACUGAAGGCGAAGGAGAAGGCCGAGAAAGAGAAGGCCAAGAAGGCCCUCACGGCCUAAUCUUUAUCCCAUCCGCACACCCAAAAACCCCCCCACACAUCCCAAACACUUUCCACUUAUAUAUUUUGUUAGUUGUUCCCCCGAAUCACACGAGAACCAGCCAUCAAAAUGUUGCUGUUGCUGUUGUUGUUGGCACUGCAAUCCAGACACUGAAAACAGAUCUCAGACACCAAUCACAGAAAGUACACCCCACUCCCUACACCCAGAUAUUGCCAUACACAUGCGACAUUCGAUUCACUCGACACACUCGAAACCAAAAGAAAUACCAACAUCACGCACUUUUCAAAUGAAUUUGAGCAAAUGUUCAAUUAAAUUAACAGAUUUCUGUUGCUGUUGGUCAAA